This is a messenger RNA of Thlaspi arvense, 1667 nucleotides long. Lineage: Eukaryota; Viridiplantae; Streptophyta; Magnoliopsida; Brassicales; Brassicaceae. The record is from the annotation of a GenBank genome assembly.
GGAAGAGGCUCCUUAAUAAACCUCCCACUAAGCUUUUUGCAGUUAAGAAAGCAGGUACAAACCCAAAGUCAUUUUCUUCUUUUCAAAAUUUAAUUCGUUUUUGGCAAAAAAAAAAAAACAAAAAAAAUGGAAGGAGAAACUAAUCGAUCGGGGCCGUUACCUUUACCCUCCGCCGAUUCGGAUGAAGGAAUCAGCUCUGCGAUUGAGUCGGAGCUCGCCGAGUUAGCUGCCGGAGAUUCAAGCGGCGGUGGCGGAGACGGAGGAGGAAUUAAGAGCAAAGUGAAAGGACCCUGGUCUACGGAGGAGGACGCGGUGCUCACGAAGCUUGUGAGCAAGUUAGGCCCGAGGAAUUGGAGCUUGAUCGCUCGUGGAAUCCCUGGCCGCUCUGGGAAAUCUUGUCGAUUGCGUUGGUGUAAUCAGCUUGACCCUUGUCUCAAGCGUAAGCCUUUCUCUGAUGAGGAAGAUCGUAUGAUAAUCUCUGCUCACGCGAUCCACGGGAACAAAUGGGCCGUGAUUGCGAAAAUGUUACCCGGAAGAACAGAUAACGCUAUCAAGAACCAUUGGAACUCAACGCUCAGACGCAAAUACGCAGAUCUGUGGAAUAACAGUCAGUGGAUGGCGAAUCAAGUUACCACCGCUCACAUCAAGAGCGAAAAUGUAGACGGAGUAACUUAUCCUCAAGGAGAUGUCGUUUCAUCACCACAAGUUAAUGAUGUUACAAUGGAUGAUUCAGCUAAUGAACCUCCUCAAGAAGAAGCUCCGGUAGAGAGUAACGCUCCGAUAGACAGUCACGUGUUUCGUCCCGUGGCUCGUGUUGGCGCAUUCAGCGUCUAUAACCCAACCAGCCAGAGAAACAGGUACAGGAACCACAAUAUAGUUCCGUGUGAAGGACCGUUGAUCCAAGCGGCUAAACCGGAUUCACUGGCUGGUAAAUUUCUACAGUCUCUCUGCGAUGAACCUCACAUCCCUUCGAGAUGUGGGCAUGGUUGCUGCUCUGCUGGAGCCAAGUUCUCCCCUGACUCGGUAUUGGGACCGGAGUUUGUGGAUUACGAAGAGCCUCGUGCAGUUUUCAACCAAGAACUGAUAUCUAUAGCGACUGAUUUGAACAACAUUGCGUGGAUAAAGAGUGGCCUUGACAAUAGUACCAUUGUCAGAGAAGCAGAACAGAGUUUGAAGACUGAUAGUUUCGGUUUUUUUGACCCUCGAAUCAAGUUCAAUGGAAUGAUGCCUAGACGAGAUUUCUUCUGUGCAAGAAGCUGAAAAACUCUGUAGAAGGGAUUCAGAUGAGAUUCAUCUUACCCUUUCUUUUUCAUUCUUUGCGUUUUGAACGCACAUGGAUGAUGAUCCUCAUGUCGAUAAGUACCAGACUUGUCGAGGGUUUUUUUCUUCUGAUCUUUUGAUUCGGAUUUGAGGGAAGAGAGGUUACAACAGAGAGUCUGUAAUGAUCAUUUCAACAUUUUGAUCAACUUCGACUCUCUUAUACAUACAUAAAAUCCAAAUCAUAGAUAUAGACAUUGAUUGAAAUCGAUUUUAUCUUAUUCGUUUUCUCUCACAUGUUUCUUUCUGUACUUCGACUUAACAACUUUAAAUGUGUUGUGACUGGAUUCCAAUUAAAAAUGUUAGAAAAAUGUUCACAAUUCGUGACUUGGAGAACUCGUAUUGUGAUU